CAACGCAGCGGAGACAAAAAAACACACAAUGGCGACGGCGGCGACUACGGCAGGCGGAACGGGCUCGGGCGGACCGGCCACCGGCCCGGUCGGUGGUGGUGGAGGAACCGCAGUGGGAAGAAAAAAAGACGGCGGACCUUCUACUAAAUUCUGGGAGGGUUCAGAGACGAUAUCGCAGCUAGAGACGGUGCGGCUGUGGAUCGGAAAGCACUACAAGAAGUAUGUCCAGAAUGACUCCCCCUCCAGUAAAUCCUUGGCAGGCCUUGUGGUCCAGCUGCUGCAGUUCCAGGAGGAUGCUUUUGGACGCAGGGUUAACAAUCCUGCUCUUACCAAACUACCUGCCAAGUGUUUCCUGGAUUUCAAGGCUGGAGGAGCUCUGUGUCACAUCCUGGGGUCGGUCUACAAGUUUAAGAGCGAGCAGGGCUGGCGUCGGUUCGACCUGCAGAAUCCGUCCCGGAUGGACAGGAACGUGGAAAUGUUCUUAAAUGUAGAGAAGAACUUGGUGCAGAAUAACUGCCUGACUCGACCCACUGUCUUCCUGUCGCCGGACAUUGACCAGAAACAAGCCAGUAAGCUCAAAGACACCAUCAAAAGGCACCAGGGCUCCAUCACUGAUGAUAAAUCAAAGGCCACCCACCACAUUUAUCCUUCUCCAUCGCCACAAGAAGAAGAGGAGUGGCUGCGUCCUGUCCUGAGGAAAGACAAACAGGUGUUGGUGCACUGGGGUCUCUACCCAGACAGCUACGAUACCUGGGUAUCAGUCAGCGAGGUGGAUGGUGAUGUGGAGGAUCCUCCCAGCACUGACAGGCCGUGGAAGGUUCAUGCUAAGUGGGUUUUAGACACCGAUGCCUUCAACGAGUGGAUGAAUGAAGAAGACUACGAGGUGGACGAGAACAAGAAACCAGUCUGCUUCCGCCAGAGAGUCUACCCGAAGGAGGAGGAGUCUUCCCGUACACCCGAUCGCAAGGAGCGCAAGGCCAACUCUGCCGGAAAGAAGAGGAGACGCUCGCCCUCGCCGCCCAGCACUCCUGCAGAAUCCCGCAAGAAGGGAGGAAAGAAGGGGAACCCAGGGCCUCACUGGAAGCGACGGGGCCACAGAGGAGAAGAGGAGGACACGGAGGAGGACGUGAGUAAGGACAUGGACGACUCCUCGGCCGGUGCCAGCAUGGAAGAGGGCAGCAUGUCCAAAAAUGCAAAUUCAAAGAGAGACAGUGAAAAUACUCCAGUGAAAAGAGGGAAUGUGGCUGACUCGGAUGACAUGGAGGACGACUCUGUGCUGUCUAAUGGAAAGGACGACGAGGAUCAGGGCAAAGCUGAAGUGAACCGACUGAUAGACGCCAGCGAAGACAACGUGACAGAACAGACGCACCACAUCAUCAUCCCGAGCUACAGCUCUUGGUUUGACUACAACUGCAUCCAUGAAAUUGAGAGAAGAGCCCUGCCUGAGUUCUUCAACGGAAAAAACAAGUCCAAAACUCCAGAGAUAUACCUGGCGUACCGCAACUUCAUGAUCGACACGUAUCGGCUAAACCCUCAAGAGUAUCUCACCUCCACCUCCUGCCGCAGGAACUUGACCGGAGAUGUCUGCGCUAUCAUGAGGGUCCAUGCAUUCUUGGAGCAGUGGGGUUUGGUGAACUAUCAGGUUGAUUCAGACAGUCGCCCUCUGCCCAUGGGCCCCCCACCCACACCCCACUUCACGGUGCUGGCUGACACACCCUCAGGCCUCAUGCCCCUGAACCACCGACCUCCACCGAUCCCCCCUCAACAGCAGAUGCCCAACUUCCCAGGCAAAGACAAAGACAAGGCCAUGGCCAUCGACCUGCAAAACUUCGGCCUUCGGACGGACCUUUACAACAAGAAAAAGGCUAAAGCCGUGACCUCCACCAGGGAAUGGACCGAGCAGGAGACUCUACUGCUGCUGGAGGCUCUUGAGAUGUUCAAAGACGACUGGAACAAAGUGUCGGAGCACGUUGGUUCACGCACCCAAGACGAGUGUAUCCUGCACUUCCUGCGGCUCCCCAUCGAGGAUCCAUACCUGGAGAACACCGAGUCCUCCCUGGGCCCUCUUGCCUACCAGCCCAUACCCUUCAGCCAGUCUGGAAACCCCGUCAUGAGCACUGUUGCCUUCCUUGCCUCUGUGGUCGACCCCAGAGUGGCUUCUGCUGCUGCCAGGGCAGCCCUAGAGGAGUUCUCCCGCGUGCGUGAGGAGGUGCCGGCUGAACUGGUGGAGGCCCACGUGAAAAAGGUGCAGGAGGCAGCCAGGAGCACGGGCAAGGUAGACCCCGCCUUCGGCCUGGAGAGCAGCGGCAUCGCUGGCACCGCCCCAGAUGAGCCAGAAAAAACAGAAACCACAGAACCAGAAAAGGCGGACACGGACACAGACUCCCAGCAGGGUGACAAGGCGGAGUUGAAGGACGAGGCCGAGAAGCCCAGUGAGUCCGCAGAGAAGAGCGACAAGACGGAGGCCACGGACAAGGUAAAGAAGGAAGGAGCGGAGACGUCGGAGCGUGAGGAGGAGAGCGAAGACGGAGGAGAGGCGAAGACCGCUCCAGCAGAAAAAGACAAGGAGGAAGCAAUGGAGACGUCGUCCUCGGACCAGGAGAAAGAUAAGGAGGAGAAGGCAGCUAUAGAUGAGGGAGAGGAGAAGAGGAAGAAGCUGGAGCAUGACAUCGGAGAGGGCAACAUUGCAACUGCGGCCGCUGCUGCCCUCGCUUCUGCUGCCACAAAAGCCAAGCACUUGGCGGCGGUGGAGGAGAGGAAGAUCAAGUCCCUGGUCGCUCUGCUGGUGGAGACCCAGAUGAAGAAGCUGGAGAUCAAGCUGAGGCACUUCGAGGAGCUCGAGACCAUCAUGGACCGAGAGAAAGAGGCUUUGGAGCUUCAGAGGCAGCAGCUGCUCACCGAGCGUCAGGCGUUCCACAUGGAGCAGCUCAAAUACGCCGAGAUGAAGGCGAGGCAGCAGAUGGAGCAGCAAGCUGCCGCCGCUGCUGCUGCCGCCGCCGCCGCCGCUCAGGCUCAAGGACAGGGACAGGCUUCAGGUCCUGGACCCCACUCAGGGCCUCCUUCUUCAGGCAUGCACCACGGAGGACCUCCACCUCACCACGGAGGACCUCACCAUGGAGCAUCCGGGCCCCACCACGGAGGGCCCCCAACCGGCCAUCCUGGCUUCCCUCCGAUGGGUCACCACCCCAUGGGUCCUCACCACCCAGGACAGACAGGACCAAUUGGACCAAGCCAGCCGAUGCCAACCCGUAUGAUCCCUGGCCCGCCCUCUGCUGGCCCCCCUCCUGGCGGUAUGCCUCCCAUGAUGCCUCCACGCCACCCCGGAGCUCCCAACGGCAUGUUCCCAGGCCCACCAGCUGCACAGGCUGAACCGGUACCUGCAGUUCCCGUUGUUGGUCCUCCGGCGCCCACGAGUGGACGCGUGGCUGACAACUAAGACCUACACACACACACAAAAGCACACACACACACACACAAGAACACAAACACACACACACAGAAAACUAACUCUGUCUCUGAACCUCAGCCCCCUUUUUUUGAUGGCCUUUGCAACUGGCUCGGUAUUUCCCCCCCACAACACCCAAAACUACCAUAAAUUUCAUUACAACAUACAAACACACACACUCAGGGUUCAGUGGCAAGGGUGACCCAGUUUUUCCCAAACACACACACACGCACACACACACACACACACACACAUACAUCCAGACUUCCUCUCAGGGCACAGCGGCAAGGUUCGUCUAGUAAUAAACACUGUUUUUCUGCUCUGUUGGGCCAGAUGGAGGCUGGAGAGAAUGACUGUGUACAGAAAAAACAAAAACAAGGAGACAGAACAGAUGAAAAAGCUCCGUCUGUCUCACCUUUUCUCUUUUCAAUGCUGUUUUAAAUGACACUGUAACCCCCCCUCCCCUUUCCCCUCCCGUCUCUUAACACAAACACACACACACACACACACGUACUUCUUCCUGUUUGGUGCCUCUUUACUCCAAGCCAAACACCAGGGGGAGCUAGUGACACCAGAGAACCCCCCCCCACUAGACAUGCAGGGGUGUGUUUGUGUGUGUGUGCUUGAUCAGCCUGAGCUAUGACACACAAGAUGAUGAUGAUGAUGAUGAUGAUGAUGAUUCAGACAAUAAAAUGCUCACACACACACACACACACACACACACACACAGAGCACCCAGCCUGCCCUCACUCUUGUCUUGUCGAGUAUCUACCUCUCGCUCCUCUUUAAAUGAUACACUGUAGUUCUGUGUGUGUGCGUGUGCGUGUGUGCGUGUGUUUGUCCAAGUCAGAGGGGUGUUUAAUGGCGGUUCACUCAUCUGCUUUGCCUCCUUUUGACCAGUCUGUGCCUCUCAUGUAGAAAAGAAGAAGGAAAUUAAAAAUAGGCCAAAUUUGACAGGUUUGAAAAUAUUCUUCUGUAUCGUCAUGGUUACUACAAAGUCCACAGUGAAGGAAUAAUGCUAGCUUUCUCAUCUUAGUUGCCAUCUGUGGAUGAAGGAGUACAGACGCACCUGGGAAGCAGCUUUAAACUAAUUAAUUGUACAUGGAGGCGAAUAUUUGUCACUAAAGAUAGAAGAGUCUGAAGAUGACCUGUAACAUCCUUUUUCCAUUAUGACAAAAACAUGCGUUAUUUAUUACUAAAUUAAAAAUAUUAGUCUAUUUAAUUUUUUUUCUCAGCAGAAAGCGAAAAUUAGUUUUCAGUGUUUUCUGACGUCAACCUCAAAUCUUCCUAUUUGAAGACUUAAAAUCAUUCAAAACGUUUCACAAAUGUUUAAGUUUAAGUUUUAAAAAAUGCUCAACAGUUUGGCCACUGUAGAUUUUAGCAAUUGUUAUUCAGCAGGAGUGAUUAGUGACACAUCACCCAGUGCAUCUGUGCUUCUCACUGAUGUGUUUUUAAUAGUUUUUGGACAAUAAUAAAGAUUUAUGGCACAGAGAAGAAUCAAUUCAUUGACAGUAAAACAAGAAAAAUAUUAAAUAAACACACAAAUCUGAUCCGAUGAUUACAUGAGUGGCACAAACUGAUGAAGUUCAACUAUUGAGGAAGAACAGGAAGUUUAACACCCGUCAUUCCUCCUCCUGCUCCACCACCACCCACACCACUGUAACACACACACACACAGAAACGUAAGCUAAGCUGAGGCUCACACUGGAGGCUGCAUGCACACACUGACUUGGCCAGACCCUGCCACAAAGCACUGGACAACCCCACACACACACACAAAAUUACACACACACACACACACACACACACACACACACACACACACACACACACUUACAUAUAAUCUCCUGCUGACCUUCACACAGCCUUUACAGAGAGAGGGAGACGCUGUGAUGCGGCUCGACUGAAACAUCAGAACAUGAACGACGCUCUUCCUCAGCGCAGUGGGCUUCUAGAUGUUUUUUAGGUGCUGAUACUGUAGCCAAUAAACCCCCCCCCCCCCCCCCCCCCCCCCCCCCCCCUCCUUCUCCUCUGCUCCGUUUUCCUAACGCCUAGCGCUGCCUACCUCGCUAACCCCCUCCUACUACACUUCAUAGCCCCCCAGACCUCACACACAUUUGUGCAUCGCUUUUUUUUAAGCCACUAGCCAUGGUGGGUGAAAAGAAAAAAAAAAAAGUUAGCAAUAUCCUCAUUCCUGUGUGUUAACUCAGCCGAGGAGCCGGUGUUAACAAACCAGGAGAAGCAAUCGUGACUUCAGAGCUUCAUAAUCAUUUCUGUCCUGUGAUGUCGAAGUAAAUCCCAAACAUGGGGGGGAAAACGCAAAUAUAGGACUCGACUCUACUACAUUUUUUUUUUCAUUAUGUCAUUAUGUAAUCAUUUAGGUAUUAAUUUGUGAAAAUGUGGAAAAAUUGUCCAGAAAUCUGCAGGUUUGCUUGUUUUGAUAUGAAUCAGCUGUUUAUUUAAAUAAAAGGAAAACAGCAAAAAACUGAGAUUUAAAAGCUGGAACCAGCAAAUAUUUAUUGUUUUUGGAUUGCUUAUCCAGAUACAUUGAUUCAUUAUUGAUAUUGAAAGUUCAUUAUUGAUCAUUUGGCAAAGCAAUCUAACCACGAGGUCUGUUAGUAGCAGCUCCAGAGCUUUUAAUCGUAUCACAUAAGGCUGCAACUAUCGAUUAAUUACCGGUAAUCUGCUGAUUGUUUUCUUAACGUUAAUUAGACAAACAUUUCUGCUGUAAAUUCCCAAAGUCAGUUGGCGUCUUUGACUCUUUUGUCUUAUUUUGUCCGACCAAGAGUCCAAAACCUUAAAUAUAUUCAUCAUAUUUCUGCUUAAAAACGUACUAAAAAAGAUGAUUUAUCGAAAUAAAUGCUUGUUAAUCGAUUUAACUGUCGGCUCUAGUGUGACAUGAGCUUCCUCUGCAGAUGAAGACCGCCCAGAUGGAGUGAAUACAAUUUAUAGAUGUUCAAUUUUCCAGUUUUCUGGGCGGUCUUAAGAUCUUUUCAUCCAUUUUUUGUCAACAGUUGCAAUCUUGACUUUUUAAAGCUUCAGAACACCUACUUAAUCGACUCUGUGACAAGAUUGUUUUGCCCACUAAUUCAUUAUUUUCAACCCUUAAAAAACAAAUCUUUAUACAUUUACUUAGUUUAGCGUUACUAACCUAAAUAUACUAAAAUAUUUUUGCGCUUGUCAUCUUGCAUCUUUCCACAGUCGACACACAGGUUUAUUAAUAAGCUCUAAUAAGGUCUUUUUAAAUGUGAAGUCUUAAUCCAAACAACCCUCACCCCCCCCCCCCCCACCCCCACCCUUUGCUCGCACUGUUAGUAUCUCUGCUACCUCUUCCUCGUUCAUCUGCUAGCUACCUCUUCUAGAAAUCUUCCUCUUGCUCUGCUACCUCUCUGCGCACCCCUUCGCUACCUCUCGUUUGCCAUUUUCCUUUCAUUUCCUCUUUUUAAACAUUUUCUUUCUUUCUUUCUUCCUUUUUUUUUUUUCGCUGCCCACAUGACUGCUGCAUCACUGACUGUUGCCCAUCUUCUCCCAGCCUGCUGGAAGAUGAAUAAAAACAAGCAUCGACUCACAACGCUCUCAUUCACCGCGCUCUCCUUUUCCCCAUUUGACAUCUUACCAGGCUUGUUAUGUAAUGUCACUUAAAUAUGACGGGAAUCCCCCUUACAUAUAUUAUCUUUAAUCGAUACUUUUUUUUUGUGUUAAUGGUAAUGUAUUUUUAAGGAGAAGUUUUGUGUAGAUGGAAGUUAUCUCUGUUCUUUGGAAGUUUGUAGCAUUUUGUUUUUCCUUUAUUUUUUUUUUAUUUUGUAUGGGGUCUGUUGGUACUUGGACCUAGACACUGUCGAAUAAACUGUGUUUUGUAUGA
Messenger RNA from Scomber scombrus (Atlantic mackerel), 7307 nucleotides. RefSeq names its product SWI/SNF related, matrix associated, actin dependent regulator of chromatin, subfamily c, member 1a (gene smarcc1a). The record is from RefSeq and is a predicted model, not a curated record. Gene Ontology annotation, cellular component: nBAF complex; npBAF complex; SWI/SNF complex. The coding region runs from base 29 to 3436 and encodes 1135 amino acids. Gene Ontology annotation, biological process: positive regulation of DNA-templated transcription. Lineage: Eukaryota; Metazoa; Chordata; Actinopteri; Scombriformes; Scombridae. The transcript is spliced from 28 exons. Gene Ontology annotation, molecular function: nucleosomal DNA binding; histone binding.